AUGGAUCAAUUAAUAGAAUUAGUACCAUUUUUAACUAAUCCAAAAGCAGAGAUUAAAAUUUUAGCAUUACAACAUCUCUCAGGUGUUUCAGACAACCAAGAUGCUAGAGAUGUCUUAAAAAAUACUCAAAUUAUUAAUAAUUUACUUUAUUUAAUUGGUGAUAGCAAUCAUGUUAUUGUAAGACAUUCAUUAACAAUUUUAAUUAAUUUAUGUCAAGAUGAAACUUUUUUAGCAGAAAUUACUAAAAAAAAUAUUGUACCAAGAUUAGUUGAUGGUACCACUGAUACAAAAAAUAAAUUAAAUGAAAUUUUUGCAAUGUUAUUAUCAAAUGUUACACAUACCAAAGAAGGUUGUCUUCAAUUAAUGCAAUGCGGUAAAGAAUUAGAGGCAUUUUAUAUUAUGAAAUUAGUACAGGUAUUAACUUCAGGAUCAAGUCAACCAGAUUUUUUAACAUCAGCUAAAUAUAAUUGGAUUAUAAAUGUUAUUUUAAAUGUUACACAAAUUCAAGAAGGUAGAAAGAUUGUUUUAGAGGAUGAAAAUCAAAUUUUCCAAUUAAUUCUUCCAUUAAUCAAUCAUAAAAAUGUUAUUAAAAGAAGAGGUAUUCUUGGUAUCAUCAGAAAUUGUUGCUAUUCAGAACAACACCACCCACUUUUAAUUUCAGAUAGAUUUGAUAUUCUCACAAAACUUUGUUUAAUAAUCAGAGGAAAUGAUAAGUUGGAUGAAGAUGAAUUAGUAGGUAUCAACACUCAAUUACACAACGCUUCAAUUCCAGUUGGAAAUGAAAGAGAUGAAGAUAAAGAAUGCAGAAAAAUGGUUAUCGAUUCAUUAAUCUUUUUAACAGGUACUAAAAUUUCAAGAAUAGCAAUGAGAGAUUCAAAAAUUUAUCCAAUUUUAAGAAAUUAUUAUAAUGCCGAAAGUGAUGAAGAUCUCCGUGACAAUGUCGAAAAAGUUGUUGAAAUUAUUUUAAGAGAAGAAGGCGAAGAUGAAAAUAUAUCAACUGAACCAUCAUUCGAUCAAAAUAAAAGACAAAAACUCGAAGAUGAGGAUGUAAAUUUUGAUGUCGAAGAGAUUUAA
This is a messenger RNA of Dictyostelium purpureum, 1074 nucleotides long. RefSeq lists its product as uncharacterized. The transcript is spliced from 5 exons. Bases 1 to 1074 code for a protein of 357 amino acids. The record is from RefSeq and is a predicted model, not a curated record. NCBI's taxonomy places the organism in Eukaryota, Evosea, Eumycetozoa, Dictyosteliales, Dictyosteliaceae.